Messenger RNA from Striga hermonthica, 948 nucleotides. The record is from the annotation of a GenBank genome assembly. NCBI's taxonomy places the organism in Eukaryota, Viridiplantae, Streptophyta, Magnoliopsida, Lamiales, Orobanchaceae.
AUGGCGAAUGAGAUAUUACACUUCGAGCUGAACACCGGCGCGACGAUUCCCUCAGUCGGGCUCGGUACGUGGCAGGCCGAUCCCGGGCUCGUUGGUCAAGCUGUUGAAACAGCUAUCAAGAUUGGAUACCGUCAUAUCGACUGUGCUCGAGUGUAUGGCAAUGAAAAGGAGAUUGGCUUAGUUCUGAAGAAGUUGUUUGAUGAUGGAGUUGUGAAGAGGGAGGAUCUGUUUAUUACCUCCAAACUUUGGUGUACAGAUCAUGCACCUGAAGAUGUACCUGUGGCAUUGGACAAAACACUAGAAGAUUUGCAACUUGAAUAUGUUGAUCUGUAUCUUAUCCAUUGGCCUGCACGGAUGAAAAAAGGUUCUGUUGGCUUUAAGCCUGAGAACCUUAUUCCCACUGAUAUUCCGAGCACAUGGAAGGCCAUGGAAGCACUCUAUGAUUCUGGCAAAGCAAAAGCUAUAGGUGUUAGCAAUUUCUCGGUGAAAAAACUGAGUAAUUUGUUGGAUGUUGCCCGCGUUCCUCCAGCUGUCAAUCAGGUCGAAUGUCAUCCUUCUUGGCAGCAGGCAAAACUCCACGAGUUUUGUAAAUCCAAGGGUGUUCACCUAUCUGGAUAUUCACCAUUGGGUUCGCCGGGCACAACAUGGCUCAAGAGUGAAGUCCUCGAGCAGCCCGUUUUAGUUGCUGCUGCUGGAAAACUGGGCAAGACUCCAGCACAGGUGGCUAUAAGGUGGGGCCUCCAAAUGGGCCACAGUGUACUCCCCAAAAGCAAAAACGCAUCGAGGAUCAAAGAGAAUUUCGAUGUUUUUAGUUGGUCCAUACCGGAUGAUUUGUUCGCCAAGUUCUCCGAAAUCGAACAGUCAAGGCUAGUUAAAGGUCAUUUUGCGGUCCACCCAACGCUAAGCCAGUACAAAACAAUUGAAGAGCUAUGGGAUGGGGAGAUUUGA